Messenger RNA from Solanum dulcamara, 3019 nucleotides. Its product is annotated as UDP-glucuronic acid decarboxylase 4-like. Gene Ontology annotation, cellular component: cytoplasm. The record is from RefSeq and is a predicted model, not a curated record. Lineage: Eukaryota; Viridiplantae; Streptophyta; Magnoliopsida; Solanales; Solanaceae. Gene Ontology annotation, molecular function: UDP-glucuronate decarboxylase activity; NAD+ binding. The transcript has 8 exons. The coding region runs from base 1523 to 2794 and encodes 423 amino acids. Gene Ontology annotation, biological process: D-xylose metabolic process.
CCGAACUACUUUUAUAAGCUUUACAAUAGGGUAUGUAAACCACACGGAUACUAAUUUUAUAAUGUUGUUAAAGGCUUAAAGUUUCGAAGAGUGAGAUUCGUUAUUUGUUUCCAUCUUAUAUUCUUCAAAUUUGAGCAUCUUAAUCUGUUUUGUGAUUUUAAUAAUAGAUUUCAAGUCCCUAAGAAAUCAGUUCAGUAGACUUUCUAAUCCACUGUAUUCAUAUCAUGUGUGUUCAUGGAUUUUACUAGAUAAUUAACCUUCGUUAUUGCGAAUUGUUAUGAAGAUGGAAAUAAACGUUUUAUGUAGCCAUUAAUUCAGACAUUCAUAAUUGUUUUACAAUGGGCACUCAAAAGAUGGAAUUCUCCUCAAUAAACCAUUGUUAUUCUUUAUGCUUCUAAUAACACAAGUAAAGAUUAUGUUAUUACAUCAGGUAAGUGCAACAACAAUUUACCUCCUUUUUUUCAAUCUAUCCAAUUUUCUUGUUAUUUGAUUGAUUCAAACACCCCUUUUUCCAUUUUUAAUUUUUCCUUUUUUUUGUUUGGGUAUAGUGGAAAGCUACUAGCAUGUUCAGUGAAUGAAGAGAAAUUGAAGGAUGUUGAAAAGUCUGAAGAAGCAAAAAAAAUAAAAAUAAAAAUAAAAAUACAGAAGAUACUUUGGAGAUAUAAAUUUUUUUGUGGCAAUUUAUAUAUAUGUUUUUUGAUGAAUGAUGAUUCGCUAUAACUUUUUUAACAAGUUUUACGACUUUUAAAAUAAAAAUAAGAGUAAAUUUUCUAAAUAGUGACUCAUAUUUGAGAAAUUGUCUAAUAAUAUUAUUUUUAUUUUUUUUGAAAUAUAAUAUCCCUCGACUAUUUCUAUUUUCCUCAAAAUAUACUUACACAAUAAAAACGUCUUUCUCUCUCCUAAUGGAUGUCAUGUCACAACCUACAGAAAUUCCACUAGUUUAGAAACUAAUUACUUAGAUACACAUUAGUUUGCAAUAUUACGAAUCUUAUCAAAUUUUGGUGUCCAGAUAUGUUCAGAUUCGCCCAGAUACAUGUAUCUCGAGAUACAUGAGGUCAAAAUUAGGUGUAAUUUAUUUUAGAUUCAUUGUAUUUUAGUGGAUUCACAUGUAUUUGAGAUAUAUAGACAAAUCAUGCUCGCCCCCCCCCCCCCCUCCAUCUCUCCACUCUCUUAUCUCACUUGCAGGGUAUCCAAGAUAAUUAUUAUAAUUUUUUUUUUAAAAAAACAGAAAUACAUUGUUAGAGUUGGUCAUAAUACAUUAGGGAUGCAAACAUAUUUUUUAAAGCUUAAUUUACACAGACUAUAGUAAAGAAAAAGUUAGCUUAAAUAGGUAGAGAAAGGAAGAGAAAAAAAGGCAUUAAUUAAUUGUGUCUCUCUCACACAAAGUAACAACUUUAGAACUAUUCAAAGCUAUUCCAUGAGUCAUUCCUUUUUACAACCCACAUUUCGGAUCUCUUCUUAGACCCAUCUAUCCAUAUUCCAAAGUGUAAAAAAGAAUUAAAAAAAUUAAAAAUUGGGCAGCAUGGGAGGAGUUGAACAUGUUGAGAAAAGCAGUGUAAAGAAACACAUGAUGAGCAAGAAAGGAUUAUCUUCUUCGAUUAUUAGUUACGUGGUUGGAGAGAAGCGACUCCUCUUUCUAUUUGUUGGAAUCGCUGUUUCAGUUUCCGCUUUCAUUGUGUGUAAUCUCUCCCAGCAUACUAUCAACAGUGAUUCGGUUUCCCUUCAUGUGUCAUCAACUCCGAUUCCUCGAAGAAUAACGUAUGAGUUGGUUGAUCAUCAUCAAUCUAACCACAAAGUUAAUGCAGGUGGAAAAGUGCCGUUGGGAUUGAAGAGGAAGAAUUUGAGAGUAUUGGUAACAGGUGGAGCAGGUUUCGUGGGGAGCCAUCUGGUGGACAGGUUGAUAGAGAGAGGGGACAGUGUGAUUGUGGUUGAUAACUUUUUUACGGGUCAGAAACAGAAUCUGUUGCACCAUCUCAACAACCCUAAGUUCGAGUUGGUCAGACAUGAUGUGGUCGAGCCCAUCUUGCUUGAAGUUGAUCACAUUUAUCAUUUGGCUUGUCCUGCUUCUCCUGUUCAUUAUAAAUAUAAUCCCAUCAAGACCAUUAAAACAAAUGUGAUGGGAACAUUGAACAUGUUGGGACUGGCAAAAAGAAUAGGAGCUCGAUUUCUGAUAACUAGCACAAGUGAAGUGUAUGGUGAUCCUUUGCAGCAUCCUCAAGUUGAAACUUACUGGGGCAAUGUUAAUCCCAUUGGUGUCCGGAGUUGUUAUGAUGAAGGAAAGCGAACAGCUGAGACUUUGGCCAUGGAUUACCAUAGAGGACUUAACGUUGAGGUUAGGAUUGCUAGGAUUUUUAACACAUAUGGACCGCGUAUGUGCAUAGAUGAUGGUCGAGUUGUGAGCAAUUUCGUUGCGCAGGCAUUGAGAAAGCAGCCAUUAACUGUUUAUGGAGAUGGGAAGCAAACACGAAGCUUCCAAUAUGUUUCUGAUUUGGUAGAAGGAUUGAUGAGGUUGAUGGAAGGGAAUCAUGUGGGUCCUUUCAAUCUUGGCAACCCCGGUGAAUUUACCAUGCUUGAACUAGCUAAGGUAGUACAAGAAACAAUAGAUCCAAAUGCAAAGAUAGAAUUUAAGCCAAACACAGAAGAUGAUCCCCACAAGAGGAAGCCUGAGAUUUCAAAAGCAAAGCAACUUUUAGGAUGGGAACCAACAGUCUCCCUUCGCCAAGGAUUACCUCGCAUGGUUGAGGACUUCCGGCAACGCAUAUUUGGCGAUGAUAAGCUCGAUUCUGGAUUAUAGUAAAUAGUACUAUACUAGUAUAGGCUUUAUUUUCUUUGACCCAUAAUUUGGUUAUGGAUUAAAAGAAAGAUGACAAGUUGAAGAUGAAUACGACAAUUACACCUAUAUUGACUUUAAUUUUCUUUUUCAUUAAUAAUUGUUUGAGAAUAAGGUUCUUCCGUUAAAAAAAGAAAUAUCGAAUUGGAAGGUAUUUUUGAACUUCGAUGAGCAAUUGAGAAUAUAGUA